This is a messenger RNA of Ophidiomyces ophidiicola, 372 nucleotides long. RefSeq lists its product as uncharacterized. The transcript is spliced from 2 exons. Lineage: Eukaryota; Fungi; Ascomycota; Eurotiomycetes; Onygenales; Onygenaceae. The record is from RefSeq and is a predicted model, not a curated record. Bases 1 to 372 code for a protein of 123 amino acids.
AUGGGCUACCUCCUCUACUCGCUCACCCUCUCCGUCCUCAUCGUCGGCACAAUCCUCAUCAUUUUCCGCAGCCGCUGGAUCCAUCUCGUCGCUCUGCCCGAGCACAUCUACCACCGCCUCCCGACCACCUUCCACGGCGACGCCGAACUCGGCCUGUCGUCCGCCGAUUUCAACCUCGCGUCCAAUAUCGUCGAAGGCGACAACCGCGGCGGGCUGGACGAGCGCGGCAAAAGAGAAGUGCUCAAGAUCAUGAGGAGCCAGCGCGUGGACUUCAACGAGGCGCGAAAGAUCUACAUGGAGAAGCGAUUUGCGAAGAAUAACAUUGGCCCCGACGGCAUGCCGAAAGACCCGAAAUUCGUUUCCUUUUCGUGA